GGUUGGCGAAACUGCCCCCUUUUGUCCCUUUGCGCAUACCGUAGAAACAGGAAAUGCAAGCAAAGCUAAUCCAAAAAGAACUAAUUUAAUAAAAAUGUUUACCUGAAAGUGCCUUAAAAUGGAAAGUCAGACUUCAGCGCCCACGAAUAACGUAUCACGCUGCGUAUUUUUUAACACCGACUCAGAAGACAGUCGUUGCGUGGUGAUUUUAUCAGUAAAACGAGCCACUGGAACCUUCUCCUUACUAGGAUGCUUUUUCAUGCUGUUUGUAAUCUGGGUGCUUCGACGGUAUCACUCCUUGGCUCAGAAGAUGAUUCUUAGCCUGACUGUGGCCGCCUUCUUCGACAGCGUAGCAUAUGUCAUGGGUGAGAGCCAUCCGGAGGGAUCUCUGUGUGACUUCCAGGCCUGGUGGCUGACAUACUUCGACUGGAGUGCCUUGGCCUGGGUUUGCCUCAUUACACUGAACCUGUACCUCAACCUGGUCAGAGAAAUAAGCACCAGCAGAUACGAGAUAUUUUACCAUUUGAUGGCGUGGGGGGUACCUUUGGUCAUGGCCUCGUUGCCCCUCAUCAGGGGUUACUACGGCCCUGCAGGAGCCUGGUGCUGGAUCACAGACGAUCACGUAGCCUGGAGAUUUGGGAUAUGGUACAUACCUCUUUUCAGCCUCAUUUUCCUGAUGAUCUGCUGUUAUGCCAGGAUCAUCUGUGUGGCCAAUAAUAGGAUGCAGUCGUGGUUGGGAACCUUCAACCCGGAGAGGGAGAGGCGGAAGGUCUCCUUGGCUGAGGAGAUCAAGCCACUGAAGUGGUAUCCGUCCGUUUACCUGCUGGUGUCCAUCUUUCCCCUCAUUAACAGACUCCAUAAUGCCUUCUACCCCCAAGACCCCUCAUUCCCCUUAACAUUUUUACACGUCCUAUCAGCACCUCUCCAUGGGUUGGCCAAUGCCUUUGUUUUUGGCUUGGAUAAAGAAUGGUGGAGCCUACUGAGCCCAACUGGCAUGCAGCUGGCUCUGCGUUCCCGGCUGUGUGACCAGACACGAAUCGGAGAGUACCACCCCGGGCCGGUGCGCUACACACAUGCGGACCUGUUCGACCCGAGCGAUGACGACGACGACGACACCAAUGUCCUCUUCUACUCUCCUGACAUGACCCUGAAAGACAGAGGUCCUUGAGAGAGGGAGUGGGUGAAAGAGAGAGAGGAAGACAAAAGAUCUGGAGGGAAGAAGCACAAAGGAGGGUCACGGCAAGCGAGAAACGCAGCGGAUUAGAAACCGAGAGGGAGAAAAAAGAGGUAGGGAGGGGAUGGAAGGGAAGAUUGUGGGGACAGUCAGGCAGAUAGAAGCCGGAGAUGAGCUGUCAGGUUCCAUUAUUAAUCCCCAUCCUUUACUAUUUAAUAUCCUUAAGACACCCACUGCACAUACAGAGCAGAGAUCCAGCUUUCUGCAACACUACCAUCAGAGAGCUGUAAUGUUAGGUCUGCAAACGGGUUGCCUCUCCGCACUAACCGCUUUCUUCUGCAUUUAGCAAGCUAGGGAGAAAACAAACAUUAGUUACAACUGAAAGGCAAUCAUAACAAGGCGUUUCACUCACUGCAAUCACCUUUUCACUCUUCUGUAGGAGACGGGUUGAAAGGUUAAAAGUCACCAGCAUGUAGGUCUACCAUUAGAUUGAUCCCGGUGCUACAUAAUUUUCCAGCCAGCAGGGGGGAAGUUGUUUUAUAGUAGAGGAGAAAACCAAAAAGUGGGUGAAACACUCAAAAUAAGUUGGUAUAGUGAACAAAUCUUAGAGUGCAGGACACUGUUAGCAUUCUGGCUGCCUUUUGCUUAAUCUUGCAACAUUUUAUCAUUUUUAUUGCGAUUUUUGUCUUUGCUUUUUUUAAUAAAAUGACCAUUUUUGUGAUAUUGUAUUUAUAGACUCAUUGACUGUAUUUAUUUAAAUAAUUUACACUCUGACUUUAUAUGUUCCUUUUGACUGAACUGUAAAGAACAUGCCUCUCUUGGCUCACACUCAUUCUUCUCACACAAUACUGUAACUAAUUAUUCCCCGUACACACACCUGCUUGUUUCUAAUCCCACCUGGUAACAGAAUCAUCCUGCUGCCUUUGUCAAAUAAGCUGACACUUUUGACUUUUGACGCCGAUUGCAUAAGUUUACAGCUACAUCUGACCAGAUCAAGCUUUUCUUAUAUAAUUAAAAACAGGAUGUGAGAUGGUUCUCCACCAUUUUUCUUUUUUCUGUGUCUAAAUUAGUGUCCUGUGCCAAACUAUUGUUUUAAUUAUGCUCCAGUGGAUUUUCUAUCACCUGCUCCUACACCUGCACAAUCCUCCAAUAUUUGCAUCCAACCCUGCCUACACUUCCAGACCCAUCAAUUUUUUAUGGGCUCUAUGAUCAAAUAUUCUUAUGCAAGGCUCUAUUCUAAAUGCCUUAAAAUGCAAUCAGAUCAUGUUAAAUAUAAAUAUUCACAUUUGAAUAGCCUGCACAAAGGUCAAAACACAAAUGUUUAGCCAACAUUCAAAUGGACUGUCCUGAAAAUGGAAGAAUCCUACCAAAAUAAAAGCAGACCGAAUAGGUCCUAACAUUUCAGUUAGUUUAUAAAUGAUUAAACUGGCUCACAAUCUCACCAGAGAUAAUAGAUAGGGGAUCUCUUCACCAUUCUUCUAUUGUAGUAGGAUACCUCUGUUUUUUAGAAAUAUGAAUUUUCAUGUUGGGUAAAUAUUUAGUGUAAAAUCAUCUCAUUUAUACUCAGAUUCUAAUUAUUAGCUGUUACUUUAUGUAGAUUUUACUUUAACCCUUCCACUGUCCUAAAGGGUGACCCCGUGAGGAAAGUUGACCAUUGAGCAGGGUUGAUGGUUUGUCCCUUGAGGUCCAUCUGGCAGGGGUGAGGAGUGAGCACCACCUCACCCCUGCCACGUCACACCCAUUAGGACAGUGGGAGGGUUAAACAUGGCUUUACCUUCUCAGUGGUCCACCCUGGGACUGGAAGAUCAGGGUUCAAAUCCUGUCACGGUCGGGUCAUACCAAAGAUCUUAAAAAUGGGACCCACUGCUUGACACUCGGUUUAAGGGGUUUGAUUAGGGGGUUAAACCGAGCGCAGCCACUACCAGCUCACUGCUCCCCGCGAGGAUGGGUUAAAGAUGUAAUUCCACAAGUGUGUGAUGACUAAUGGGACUUUUACUUUGAAGCUGGUAAAAAGCCUUUUUGAAAAUGUAUUACUUUACAAUCUGUAAGAGCUCAGGUGUGAUUGGCAGGAUGCUUUUUAUUUAACCACAGACCAACAUCUGGAUAUCUGUGUGGUAAAAUAACAAAUGUGAAUUUUUGAGCUUUUGUGCCAUGGCCAGUGUUAUUUUGUUUUUGCAGAGUCCCAACCUCUGUUACGCGCCUCUCUUUGACACUGUUGAUGUUUUUUUUUCUAUUAUUGUUAUUAAAAUGUAUUUAUUUUAUUUGACUGCCAGAAUCAAUCAAAUAAAUAAGCAGAAGAGGCCUUUUUCAUAAGAUA
Molecule: messenger RNA, 3491 nt
Organism: Nothobranchius furzeri (turquoise killifish)
Lineage: Eukaryota; Metazoa; Chordata; Actinopteri; Cyprinodontiformes; Nothobranchiidae
Product: cyclic AMP receptor-like protein A
Biological process (GO): cell surface receptor signaling pathway; adenylate cyclase-activating G protein-coupled receptor signaling pathway
Cellular component (GO): plasma membrane
Molecular function (GO): cAMP binding; G protein-coupled receptor activity
Source: RefSeq, a predicted model, not a curated record